Molecule: messenger RNA, 4092 nt
Organism: Camellia sinensis
Lineage: Eukaryota; Viridiplantae; Streptophyta; Magnoliopsida; Ericales; Theaceae
Source: RefSeq, a predicted model, not a curated record
AUGGCUGUUCCAUUUCUUCCGUUUGUGCUUAAAAAUCUCAACUCCUUGAUCCAAAAUGAGGUGGGAUUGCUCUGUGGAGUAAACACGGAGAUGAAAAAGCUUUCAAGCACUCUCUCCACAAUCCAGGCUGUCCUUGAAGAUGCAGAGCAAAAGCAACUGCAAGACAAAGUUAUACAGAAUUGGUUGAAAGAGCUCAAUGAUGCAGCCUACGAGGCAGAUGACAUCUUGGAUGAGUGCGCAACUGAAGCCCUCCGAUGUGAAUUAAAAAACCAAGGUUAUGGUUCUCUCAAGAAGGUAAGCACUUCGUUGAAUGGGAAAAGAUACCUGAUUGUAUUAGAUGAUGUGUGGGACGAGAAUCCAGACAAGUGGGAUGCGUUCAAGUAUUCACUAGCAUGUGGAUCAAAAGGUGCUUCCGUUAUCGUCACUACUCGUGUUGAUAAGGUUGCAUCAAUCAUGGGAACUAUUUCACCUCAUCGCUUGUCAGUUUUAUCCAAAGAAGAUUGUUGGUUGUUGUUCAGGCAACGAGCAUUUGGACUUGGAAAUGAAGAACGCCCAAACAUUGUCGCCAUUGGGAAGGAGAUAGUGAAGAAGUGCGGGGGUGUGCCUUUAGCUGCGAAGGCCCUCGGAGGGCUAAUGCGCUUCAAAAGUGAGGAAAAAGAGUGGCUUCAUGUUAAGGAAAGUGAAAUUUGGAAAUUACCGCAGGACAAAAAUUCCAUCUUGCCUGCCUUAAGAUUAAGUUACUUUUAUCUUCCAUUGGAAUCAAGACAAUGUUUUGCUUAUUGUGCCAUUUUCCCAAAGGGUUCUCAAAUUCGAAAGAGAGACCUAAUUCAUCUUUGGAUGGCUAAUGGCUAUAUUUCAUGCAAAGGAGGAUGGGAACCGGAAGAUAUUGGUGAUCAGAUUUGGAAUGAAUUAUGUUUGGUAUCUUUUUUCCAAGAGGUGAAGGACUACGGAAGUGAUGUAUAUUUCAAGAUGCAUGAUCUUGUGCACGAUCUUGCCCAAUCAAUUAUGAAGGGUGAAUGUCAAAUGAUCGGGUUUAACAGUUCAAGUGAUAUAUACAACGGAAAAGCUCAUCAUCUAACAUUGGUUGCCGGGCGCAAGGAAAAUUUUCAUAUCACAUUUCACAAAGUUGUAUCCUUACGGACAUUACGACAACAACAUUCAAAUUGCUUAUUACUAGAUGACUUAUUUUUGUGUGAUUUCAGAAUGUUUGGUUCACUGCGAGCUUUUGAUGCACCGGCCAGAGUGGCAGAGUUGCCACCUUCAAUUGGCAACGCAAAACAUUUGAGGUAUUUAAACCUUUCCGAUUCUGGUUUUGUGCGACUUCCUGAUUCAAUUUGUAAUCUCUUGAAUUUGCAAACAUUAAUCCUAGAACACUGUCACAAUCUUGAGAGAUUGCCCCAGAACAUGAUGUACCUGAGAAGUCUCCGGCAUCUUUUUCUGUCAGGGUGUCGGUUAAUUGAGAUGCCCCCAAAAAUUGGGCAGCUAACUAACCUGAAGACAUUAAAUGAAUUUGUUGUGGGUGAGAGCACUGGUUGUAGUCUCCUAGCUGAAUUGAAAUGCUUAAACCUUCAAGGAGAACUUUGUAUCUGGCACCUUGAGAGAGUGAGAAAUCCGAUGGAUGCAAAAGAAGCCAAUUUAGUGGGAAUGCAAAAUCUUAGUCAGUUGCAACUAAAGUGGGCAUGUGGUUUUGCUGAAUGUGAAUCACAGGAAGAUGUUAAAUCUCAGCUAGUACUUGAAGCCCUUCAACCUCAUCCAAACCUAAAGAAGUUGGACAUAAGCGGGUACAUAGGUACUCAAUUCCCGCUCUGGAUGAGGGGUUUAGAUCUUCAAAAUGUAGUUAAUAUCCGGCUCUCCAGGUGCAACAACUGCUUACAACUUCCACCGCUUGGACAACUACCUUUGCUACAAAGCCUUGAAAUUUCUGUAAUGAAAGUAGUGGGGUGUAUUGAAAACGAAUAUCCUGGCGGUGGAGGAUUCCCAUCUUUGGAAGAACUCACAGUUCGCUAUUGUCCGAAAUUGGAAGGUUUGUCAAGGGAGGAGGGAAGAGAGUUGUUCCCUCGUCUUCGUAAGAUAAUUAUUGCUUAUUGUCCUAAAUUGAGCUUCCCGCAUCUUUCGGCUCCCAAAAACUUGUGGUUUGUUGGCGAGUGUGCCAUGGUACUAAAUUCAAUAUCAAAUCUUAAUGGUCUCACUUCCCUCACUAUUGGUUAUGAUAACCAGAUGGUUUGUUUUCCAAAAGAGUUUCUGAGGAACCUUACUCUUCUUGAGUCACUAGUGAUUAAAAAUUGUGGUGAACUUAAACUGUUGCCUAGAGACCUUGCAAGCCUUGUCACAUUGAAGUCAUUGAAGAUCAAAGGAUGUCCAAAGCUCGAGUCUUUGCCAGAGGAAGGGGUACGAGGCCUUGAAUCUCUCCAAUCGUUGCACAUUAUCAACUGCUGUGAACUGGAAAGGCGAUGUAAGAAGGGAAAGGGGGAGGAUUGGUGCUGCCAUGCUCUUUGGGUCACGAUGGCUGCUGCUAGUAUUGAAGUGGCUGUGGCAUCGGAUGCUUUGUUGGUGGGAAGGUUUUGGGUUGUUCAUGGGGACUGGUUCUUCACUUAUUCCAACGAGCAGUGGGAAAAUAAAUUGGUAGAUGAUCCACCAGUUAGAGGAACAAGAUCACUUUCAGACAUCUAUCAAAGAUGUAAUGUAGCAUUAUGUGAACCUGCUGAUCAUGAAGAAGCUCUUAAAGACCCGAAGUGGAAGAAAGCAAUGGAGGAGGAGAUGUCAAUGAUUCACAAAAACAAAACCUGGGAAUUAGUCAACAAACCAGAAGGCAGAAGGAUCAUUGGAGUAAAGUGGGUGUAUCGAACGAAGCUAAAUGCUGAUAACUCCAUCAACAAACACAAAGCAAGGCUCGUCGUCAAGGGCUAUGCUCAAAUUUUUGGUGCUGAUUAUUCUGAAACGUUUGCUCCUCCAGAAGGUUUUGUUGUGCAAGGUGAAGAGGAUAAGGUCUAUUUGCUCAAAAAGGCUCUUUACAGCCUAAAGCAAGCUCCAAAAGCUUGGUACAGCAGGAUUGAUGAACAUUUGCUAAGCUUAGGCUUCACAAAAAGCUUAUCUGAAGCUACUCUUUAUGUUAAACAAAAGGGUAGUUAUGUUCUUAUUGUAUCUCUUUAUGUUGAUGACCUUUUGGUAACAGGAGAUAAUGCACAGAUGAUUGAGGAGUUCAAACAAGAAAUGAUGCAGGUCUUUGAGAUGACAGAUCUUGGUCUUAUGACUUACUUUCUUGGCUUGGAGGUCCAGCAAAGCCAAAAUGAAGUUUUCAUCUGUCAGAAGAAGUAUGCAAAGGAAAUUUUGAAGAAAUUUCAGAUGGAGGAGUGCAAAGCAAUAAACACACCAAUGGGUCAAAAAGAGAAGCUGAGCAAAGAAGAUGGUGCUAGUAAAGUUGAUGAAGGCUAUUACAGAAGUUUGAUUGGUUGCUUGAUGUAUCUUACAGCAACAAGACCUGAUAUUCUAUUUGUUGUAAGUCUCUUAUCUCGUUUUAUGCAUUGUGCUAGUGAAGUGCAUUUAAGAGCAGCAAAAAGAGUCUUAAGGUUUAUUAAGGGCAGUCUUGAUUGUGGUGUCAAUUUUGAGAAGAGUCAGAACUUCAAGUUGAGUGGUUUUUCAGAUAGUGAUUGGGGUGGUUCUGUUGAUGACAUGAAAAGUACCUCAGGAUACUGUUUCAACCUAGGCUCAGGUGUUUUUUCAUGGUGUUCAAAGAAACAAGAGAUUGUAGCGCAAUCCACUGCAGAAGCAGAGUUUAUUGCAGCAACUGCAGCAGCAAACCAAGCUCUAUGGCUAAGGAAAGUUCUAUCUGAUUUACACAUGGUGCAAAAUGAAGGUACUGAAAUUUUUGUUGAUAAUCAAGCAGCAAUUGCAAUUUCACGAAAUCCAGUAUUUCACGGAAAAACAAAACACUUCAACAUCAAGCUCUACUUCUUGAGGGAAGUGCAACAAACUGGAAAAGUGAAACUUGCUUACUGCAAGUCUGAAGAUCAGCUGGCAGAUUUGUUCACAAAGCCACUUCCAGUUGGCAAGUUCGAGUUACUAAGGAAGAUGAUUGGAAUUUGCAACGCCUAA